CACCGCACCAAAACCUAUAUCAACUGCAAUCGAUUUCACAACUCACAAUUUUGCUGCAUUCAUUUCCUUCUCUCCAAAAAUGGCGGAUAUUUUCCUCCCUAACCACCAACUCUCUCUCUUCUUCUCCCAAUUCAAACUCAGAAGAUUUGAUGAUUCUACGCUGCGAAUUCUGGAGUUGAUUCUAUCAUCAAAGGACGUGAAGUUAUUGCUCGAUUUUCGAAGUAGAUUGAAAGAAUAUCUUAGGUCAGAAUCUCUCAUUGUCAUCCACGAAGCUUCAGAAAGAUCAGUCGAACAAAAGCUAUUGAUUCUCGAUUUUCUAGUUCGUGCUUUUGCGAUCGUCGGUGACGUUGAGAGUUGCUUGGCUGUGAGAUAUGAGGGUUUAGUUAUGCGUGAUUCGUGGACAAUUAAUCAUCCGGAGCUGCGAGUUUUAUGCUGUGAAUGGAUGAAUUUUGCUGAAGAUGCCUUUAACAAUGAUUUUUACUCGGUCACUGCAAAGGCAUGUGAAUAUGCUCUUUUGUGUCUUAAUGUCAAAAGUGACUUCAAUUGUGACAAUCUCUCUGAAAGUGCGAGUACCAUCAAUAGAAUACAGAGGCUUAAGGACACUGCCAUCAGAUUAUCUACUUGCCAUUCUGUUCAGGGGCAAGCCACAGAGUACAUGAAAAAGAAAACUUUGUGCAUUAAACAGUCUUCACUUUCUAAAGAGGCAAAAUGUACUGCAAGCAUAAGCUUUAGAGAUGGGAUCAAGCAGCAGAAUGUACGUAACUUGUUGCUUUUCAAAAAUCAGUAGCAAGCCCAGAGGAAUUUCCAGAUUUCAGUUAUUGC
Messenger RNA from Chenopodium quinoa (quinoa), 822 nucleotides. RefSeq lists its product as uncharacterized. The record is from RefSeq and is a predicted model, not a curated record. Bases 80 to 787 code for a protein of 235 amino acids. Gene Ontology annotation, biological process: meiotic DNA double-strand break formation. NCBI's taxonomy places the organism in Eukaryota, Viridiplantae, Streptophyta, Magnoliopsida, Caryophyllales, Amaranthaceae. The transcript has 5 exons.